ACUUAUCUAUUUAUACAUAUAUUCAUAUACAAAAAAAUAAUGACACAACAAAUGGAUACUGAUUACCCAACUGGUGGUUCUAAAUUGUCUACUGCCAAGAAGAUUGCCAUUGGAGUGGUGGUCGUUGCCUUGGCUGUGUUGCUGAUAUUGUUGUGUGUGUUCUUGAUUCCAAGAAACAACGAUGAUAAACAUACCGGUCCAUUGAAUGUUAUUGUCUUUAUACCUGAUGGAUUCGGACCAUCAGGUGCCACUCUGGCCAGAGUGAUGAAGAACGUUACAACGAAUGGUGGCUCGCUCUCUCUCAACUUUGAUCCAUUCCUCGUGGGUACCGUCCGAACUAGGUCUGCCAGCAGUCUGGUCACGGACUCUGCCGCUGCCGCCUCUGCCUACUCCACUGGAUACAAGACGAUAAACGAUGCUCUGGGUGUCGAUGCCGCCAUGAGGCCACUCGGUACCAUGUUUGAGGCGGCCAAGACCAAGGGAAUGAAGACCGGUCUGGUUGUCACCACCAGAAUCUCCGACGCCACUCCAUCAGCAUUCUACGCUCACUCGGCCACCAGAGAGAAUGAGGCAUUCAUCAUCUCGCAGUGGGCCAACCGUGGUAUCAAUGUUGCGCUGGGCGGUGGCAAGAAGUACUUCAACUCCACAAUCCUGGAGCAGGCUGCCAACAACUACACGAUCGUUUUUGACAAGGAGUCCAUGGCCAAUGUGACCAAGGGCAACAUUCUCGGUCUGUUUGCUAGGAAGGACAUGCCAUAUGAGAUCGACAGAGUCAAUGAUCCACAGUACUCCCAUCUGCCAUCGCUCGCCGAGAUGACCACCAAGGCUCUGGAACUGAUCUCCCAGAACAACGACAAGGGUUUCAUUCUCUUGGUUGAGGGAUCCAAGAUUGAUCUGGCCGGCCACGACAAUGACGCCUUCACUCACUGGCGCGAGACUCUUGCCUUUGACAGUGCUUUCCAGGUCGGUUUAGACUUUGCCAAGAAGGACAAGAACACUGUGAUUGUGAUGAUGGCCGACCACGAGACUGGUGGACUGACCCUUGGCUUCCAGCCAGACCUGAAGACCUACCCAGACUACCUGUGGAUCCCUGAGCUCCUGACCAUGACUACUGCCUCGGCCACAGCCAUGACUGCCGAGAUCUCCGCCAUGAACAAGACGACCAACGCUACCGUGAUCACCGGCUAUAUCAACACAACAGAGUUGCUGGUCCACUUUUACGGCAUUGAGGACUGGUGGUCGUUGGCCCAGUUCAUUGGUCGCUACAUGUCUGAGCGUGCAUGGGUAGGCUUCACCACUGGCGGUCACACAGGAUCCGACAUCAACCUGUACAACCACUACACGGGCAGUGAUGACAAUGUUGAGGAGCAAAUGUUGCAUGGUAAUUACGACAACACUGACAUUGCUCGUUAUCUUGAAUCCAUCCUACACUUGGACCUGGCUGCUGAGACUGCUAAACUUGUCAACACACCUGUUAAG
This is a messenger RNA of Acytostelium subglobosum LB1, 1479 nucleotides long. RefSeq lists its product as hypothetical. Lineage: Eukaryota; Evosea; Eumycetozoa; Acytosteliales; Acytosteliaceae. The transcript is spliced from 2 exons. The annotation marks the transcript as partial. Gene Ontology annotation, molecular function: alkaline phosphatase activity. The record is from RefSeq and is a predicted model, not a curated record. Gene Ontology annotation, biological process: dephosphorylation.